AUGCCCUUUGCUACGGACAUCCUGACUGACCCUUCUGUCUCAGCCUCUGCUAGACAGCAAGCUCUCAACCGCAUCUACUCUGAUCCUGGCCUCCCACAGAGUUCGACCACCUCGUCGUUCUGGACCUUGGGACCACACAACUUCAGCCAGGGAGCUGCAAAGCCUCUGCCCAAGGAAGCUUAUAUUGUCAUCAUCGGAUCCGGUAUUACCGGAGCAUCUAUUGCACGGACCUUGCUUCAGAACCGCGCUUCAAAUGCCUCUUUCACCUCCCAUCCAUCCGUGGUCACGCUCGAAGCCCGCACAGUCUGCAGCGGCGCAACUGGCCGCAAUGGUGGUCAUGUCCUGGAGACAGCCGACGAUUACGGCGAGUUCGCUGAUGCCUUUGGCAUCGACGCCGCGCGUAAGCUCAUCCGCUUCCGAUUGUCACAUCUGCGAGAGAUGCUCGCUGUCGCAGAGAAGCUUGGUAUUACUACAGAAACCCAAGCCCGAAAGGUUCGGUUCCUGAGUGUUUACUUUGGCGAUGAGCCUUGGAAGGCGGCGUUGGAGCGGAUGCACCGUUUCAAGGAGGGUAUGCCGGAGGAAUCUGCUGAAUGGACAUCUUAUGAGGGAGACGCCAUCCCGAAGGAGAUGUGCUUGACUCGUGCCCGAGGCGUCAUUGCCGGCCCCGCAGGCGCUCUUUGGCCCUACAAAUUCGUCACCGGCGUCCUCACACGUCUGCUCGCAGAAUUCCCGGAUGACUUCCUCGUCGAAGAAAACACCCCCGUGACCGCUAUUCACGACGACACUACUACCAACGGCCCGAGAUACAAGGUCGAGACAAGCAGAGGCACUAUCACCACCCGACACGUCAUCCACUGCACAAAUGCCCAUGUCAGCCACCUGGUCCCCGGCUUCCGGGGCCGAAUCUUCCCCGUGCGCGGGCAGAUGUCCGCGCAAACCCCCGGCGACAAGUUCCCCAACCAAGCAGCGGAUCAUUCCUGGCUCUUCAACUACGACCGCGGGUUCGACUACAUGACCCAGCUGCCGGACGGGCAGAUGAUGCUCGGUGGUGGCUUCACGCAGGGCGAGGGCGGCGGUCUAGCGGACCUGGGCAUCUCGACAGAUUCCGAUGUUAGUCUGUACAUUGAUAUCCACUUGUCUGGAGCUUUGCGUGCUAUCUUCGGAGCUAAAGACUGGGGCUGCGUGCAAGGCGACCCAGUGCAGGCGAUGUGGACUGGUAGUAUGGCGUUCAGCUCCGAUGGAUUCCCGUGGGUAGGACAGUUGCCUGGAGCUGUGACAGGUCGCUCUGAGCAUGGGUCUGAUGGCGCCGAGUGGGUUUGUGCUGCGUUUGGUGGGGACGGAAUGGUGCAGGCUUGGCUUGGUGGUAAGGCCGUGGCGACUAUGUUGCUUGCACGGGAUGCUUUGCUGAGUGAGACUGUCAGUGCGGACCUUUCGUGGUUCCCUGAGCAGCUGCUUGUGACGGAGGAGAGAUUUGCUGAGGCGGUCUUGCUGAAAGAGGUCGGCGAUGACGUGCGUAAGGCCAAUCUUUAG
This is a messenger RNA of Penicillium samsonianum, 1530 nucleotides long. RefSeq names its product NAD(P)/FAD-dependent oxidoreductase. The transcript has 2 exons. NCBI's taxonomy places the organism in Eukaryota, Fungi, Ascomycota, Eurotiomycetes, Eurotiales, Aspergillaceae. Gene Ontology annotation, molecular function: oxidoreductase activity. The record is from RefSeq and is a predicted model, not a curated record. Gene Ontology annotation, cellular component: cytoplasm. Bases 1 to 1530 code for a protein of 509 amino acids.